GUACGGAAUCCUGGUGGAUCCCAUCCAGGUGGUCUCGCUGUUCCUCAAGGACCCCUACAGCUGGCCCAGCCCCUGCCUGGUCAUUGGUACGGGCUCUGUGUCGGAGCGCGCGGGCUGGGCGCUGCGCUGCCUCAACCUCCUGAGCAUCCUCUGCUUCCCGGCCGCCGUGGUGCUGCUGCUGCCCUCCGUCACCCCGGUGGGCGCCGCCUUGGCGCUGGGCGUGCACACCGUGCUCUUCCUCAAGCUCUUCUCCUUCCACCACGUCAACGAGUGGUGCCGGCAGCGCCCCCGGAACGCGCCCAAAACACCCCAAAAACCCCCCGAGGGGGGGGAGGAAGCCCGCAGAGCCAACGGGGACCUGGCGCGCGGGGAGGUGGAGUACCCGGAGAACCUCAGCUACCGCACCCCUCCCCCCCCCCAGCUUUUCUUCACGCAGCUCCUGGUGGGGCUCAUCCAGCAGUGGAUGGUUCCGACCAUCCAAAAUUCCAUGAAACCGUUUCGGUACCUGGUGAGCGUCCCCCUGCGCAUGUUCCGGCUCUGGGCCUUCAUGGGCAUGGCGGCGCAGAUCCCGCUGGCCUGGCUGGUGGCGCGGUUCCUGCGGGGGCACUACGGCAACGCGGCCGUGUGGCUCUCGCUGAUCCUGGGCCAGCCCGUGGCCGUGCUCAUGUAUGUGCACGACUACUACGUGCUGCACUGCGCUAACCCGGGAUAACCCGGGAUAAACCCGGGAUAA
Messenger RNA from Lonchura striata (white-rumped munia), 733 nucleotides. NCBI's taxonomy places the organism in Eukaryota, Metazoa, Chordata, Aves, Passeriformes, Estrildidae. The record is from RefSeq and is a predicted model, not a curated record.